GCGCAACACUCGCACAUUAAAUUUUGUUUAGAAUAACAAGUUAAGGUUUUAUCAUCAGCUGUUCGAACAUAACUUCUUGUUAAUGUGAUAUCUUUGAUGAAAGCUUCUUGGCUUCAGUUUAUUUUUAUUGAUAGUUUGCCGGUUUGUUUUGUUUGUGAAAAGAGCGCGUUUUUGUCGUGACAUUUGCUGUUAUUUUUACUAUCGUAUCUUAAGUGUUAGUAUAAUAUUUUUUCUGCUACAUUGUGUUACAAUGCCUUCUGAGAUGCCUUACACAGAUGUUCAUCGAGCGUUCCUGCAAGCUUUGUCCCACCAUGGCACAAUGAGUUCUAAGCAAGCAUACAAAGCGCUACUGGGUGCAUAUGCCAGAUAUCACGAUGAUGAGACCGUACCAAUGGAGGAUCAAGUAGCAGACGUUGUUGCCUCGAUUAAUAAUAAACUGCAUCGAUAUAAUCAGCGAGUAAAGUUUGUUCACUUUGAACUGAUCAACACCGACUUCUACGUGUUCUGUAAUCAGACAGAGUCUGCGAUCGAUCGGUUGCAGAAUUGCUACACAGAAUCAGAGCUAAGCUUGUUCCGAUUGAUGUUACGCGAACUGGCUUGCACUGAGGACAACAAAAUUCGACCGAUUGCUUGUCUCAAUUUAACGACAGAAAUUUCGGGAAAGGCAAUCAGCAUGAUGCGUGCCGAGGAGUUACUGGAAGAAUGGGAAAAAGCAGGUUAUUUCGUACAGCUAGACGGUAUGUGGUAUUUUGGACCAAGAACCACGGUUGAAUUUGAACGGUAUCUGAGUCAGAAUUUCGAAGAGCAAAUGCAAAAGUGUAAGCUGUGCAACGAAACGGUGUUUUAUGGAAUAAAGUGUGCAACAUGCCCUUUAUACUUCCACAGAGAUUGUAUGAGAAAGUACCUCAAACGGCUAACCAAGUGUCCAGGCUGCAAAGAAAUGUGGUCUUUCCCAGUGUCGUGAUAAACCAAGCACAAUUAUUAUUAUUUGAUUGAGUAUUUAGUAUUGAUGCAUGCAGUGUACAAAAUUUAACAUAUAUCAUAGGGAAGAAAGUAAAAUCAAACAUUAAACAUUCAUGAUAUGAUUUGAUUUGAUAUGAUGAUUGUACGGAAAUCGCAGAUGUCGGACUACGACUUAACACUCUGAAGUGGUAAUGUUGAUCUUAAUUCAUUAUGCGAAAUCUACCGUUUAUUCAGAAUGGAGCAUUAAAUUUGGUUUGAUACGACUUUUCAAAUGUCAGGAAAUAACAAAUAAAGUAUUCAAAAUAAAUGGUACUCGUUCGUUAAACAUUCUAGUACUCGAGAAAUCAA
Molecule: messenger RNA, 1311 nt
Organism: Malaya genurostris
Lineage: Eukaryota; Metazoa; Arthropoda; Insecta; Diptera; Culicidae
Product: non-structural maintenance of chromosomes element 1 homolog
Exons: 3
Coding region: 251-964 (237 amino acids)
Biological process (GO): double-strand break repair via homologous recombination; DNA damage tolerance
Cellular component (GO): Smc5-Smc6 complex; nucleus
Molecular function (GO): ubiquitin-protein transferase activity
Source: RefSeq, a predicted model, not a curated record